AUGGGUCGUCUAAAUAGUAAUCGGGAAUAUCUGUUACAACAUUUUGACUCUGCAUUCCUAAGAGAACCUCAAAAGGCCUGUUUUAAAGAAGUGAUCAAUCUGGAGGAUUUGUUGUUGAAAAUUAAAGACGAGUGCUAUGCAGACUUCUGCAACCUGAAAGGUAUUAAACAUUUGAUUGAAAAUUAUCAUAGCAAACGAUCUGACUGGGAGAGGUAUUGUUAUCUUGAUCCUAAAGAAAGUUACAGCAGUAACCUUGUCAUAGAGAACCCAGGCAGAUACAGCGCUUUGAUUCUAUGUUGGCAGCCUGGAAAGGGAGGUAAGAUCCAAGCUCACGAAGGCUCGGACUGUUUCUUUAAGAUACUUCAAGGAUGUCUGAAAGAGGAACAAUACCACUGGCCUAGUUUUAGAGGCACGCCCAUGGAACUGGAACAAGAACAAACGUAUUAUGUUGACGACCUAAAUUAUAUGUCAGACGUGAAAGGCCUCCAUCGUGUCACUAACAACAGUGAGGACCAGGUUGCUGUCUCCCUUCAUAUUCAUACUCCUCCCUUCAGACACUAUUCUUGGUUUAAGGAAGAAACCGGAGAAUUGAAUAGGUCAGAGGUGACAUUUGUUUCUGUUGGAGGGAAACCCAAGGGACACGCCUGCAUCUUGGUGAAUCAGUAUUCAGAGAACUCGAACCAAUUUUUAUAAGGAACGUAUCAAGGUGUUUGUAGUCGUUCAACAAAACGUGAGACUGGGCCAAGAAAUAAGCAUUUAAAUGUAGGAAUAUAAUAGUUCAUUAUACGACAUUUUGUGAAGCUUUCUGUGUGAUUAAAUCUAUGUCCUUAUAAGUUUUUAAUAUUAUUACUUUUAUUAUCGCAUCCAAUGUGUUUCAUAUUAAAAAUUUA
Messenger RNA from Biomphalaria glabrata, 890 nucleotides. Its product is annotated as cysteine dioxygenase 1-like. Lineage: Eukaryota; Metazoa; Mollusca; Gastropoda; Planorbidae. Gene Ontology annotation, biological process: L-cysteine catabolic process. The transcript has 8 exons. Gene Ontology annotation, molecular function: ferrous iron binding; cysteine dioxygenase activity. The coding region runs from base 1 to 693 and encodes 230 amino acids. The record is from RefSeq and is a predicted model, not a curated record.